GCCGGGACUUUGGGAGAGUGCCGAGUGCCUACUGCCCGAGAGAGAGAAAGAGACAGAUAGUCCGAACCAAGCGAAGUGGAGGAGGUGCCGCACACAGUUCACAUUUUAUGCGAUCGCUGCCGCUGACGCUUUGUGGUGCUGCGGCUUUUCUGUUGUAUGUUAUUGUGUUGCAAAAGUUUUAGCGCAGCUGACAGCUAUACAGCCGCCGCCGUUGCUCCGAUCACUGCUCCGACCAGCAGACUUGACGCAGAGCUGAAUAUAUCUAAGCCCCACAUGAAUUGUUAUCAGAAGUAAUAGGCAUCGCGCAGCUGCUCUCGGAUAGCAAAUUUCCGCCACGCUCUUUGGUGCUUUUCGUACGUAGAUUUGGUGGAGUGAUAUCAUCGAGGACACGGGGGGCGAUCUUUGCUCGAGUCUCGUUCUAGCGUUGAAGUGAGCUUACGCGAAAAACGUUCGACCGAACGCCACCAUGGAGGACGACCUACCCACCGAGUACGAUGUCAUUGUCGUAGGCACAGGAAUGACUGAAUCAAUUGUUGCUGCUGCAGCAAGCAGAAUUGGUAAAAAGGUUUUACAUCUUGACAGCAAUGAAUAUUAUGGAGGACUGUGGGCAACAUUCAAUUUUGAUGGAUUACAAAAAUGGAUGGAAGAUUUAAAAUCCGGAGCAUCUGAAAAUAAAGAUUUUAAACCUGACCUACAAGAUGGUGAACAAUUUUUACAAGCCAGUAAUCAGUAUUCUACAAUUGAAAAUAUUGUUGAAGAUUGGUUCAUUUCUAAUGAUGAAGAUCUGCCUGCAGUACUAGCAAAAGAUACACAAACUGAAAGUUCUGAAGAACCAUCUGUUGCUGAAAAAGUUGAUGAUGAUAAAAGUGAUAAAAAAGAUACCAAACAUUGGAGCAUUGAUCGCAUUAAAAAGGAAUACAGAAGAUUUAAUAUUGAUUUAGCUCCCAAGCUCCUUUUUGCCAGAGGAGAACUUGUAGAGCUCCUUAUAUCAAGUAACAUUGCUCGAUAUGCAGAGUUCCGUGCUGUAUCUAGGGUCGCAACUUGUAUGAAUGGCAAGCUGACUCAGGUUCCUUGUUCACGAGCUGAUGUAUUUGCCAAUAAAACAGUGAGUGUUAUUGAAAAGAGAAUGUUGAUGCAGCUGCUCACUUCAUGCAUGGAUCAAGGGGCUGACAGCCCUGAAUUUGAUGGAUAUCGUGAUAAACCUUUUGUGGAAUAUUUGAACACGAAAAAAUUAACACCAAUAGUAAAACAUUAUGUUAUGCAAGCUAUUGCAAUGGCUACUGAUAAAACAUCAUGUCGAGAUGGUGUCAACAAUACAAAGCAUUUUCUCAACAGCCUUGGCCGUUAUGGCAAUACCCCAUUUUUGUGGCCUAUGUAUGGAAGUGGUGAACUGCCACAAUGUUUCUGCAGAUUGUGUGCUGUUUUUGGUGGAGUUUAUUGUUUAAAACGUCAUCUGGAUGGCGUCGUGACCAGCGGAGACAAAUGUAAAGCCAUUUUAAGUGGAAAACAAAGACUCACUCUUGAGCAUUUAGUAGUCGGCCAGGGUCACUUACCUCCUGAAAUCGUAGCUUCUACGGGAGAAAAUAAAAUAUCUCGUGGUAUUUUUAUAACUGACAGAUCAAUUAUGAAAGGAGAAAAAGAAAACUUGACAUUAUUAUAUUAUCCACCUGAAGAAGCUGGUCAAGAAGCAGUUACAAUUAUUGAGUUGGGACCUUUAACAAAUGCUUGUCCUCAAGGACUAUUUAUAGUUCACAUGACCUGCAAGCGAACAAAAACAGCUAAAGAAGAUUUAGCAUAUGUUGUAAAGAAGUUUUUGAAAGCUGAAAAACUUGAAAAAAAUGUUUCACGUACACCAACUGAUUCUCAAACUCAAACAAGUAUUGCUGGUGGUGAAUCAGUUUCUAAGGACAUUGAAUCAAAAAAUCCUGAUGAUGAAAAUUCCAGCAAUACAAUGCCACAAGUAUUAUGGUCACUAUAUCUCAAUUUGCCAGCUAGUGAUAUUAAACUUUCGGAAUCAGCUCCAAAUAACAUUCAUCUUUGCUCUGGUCCAGACUUAAAUUUAGAUUUUGACUUUGCUGUUAACCAGGCAAAAGAAAUAUUUAAAUCUAUGUAUCCGGACGAAGAUUUUCUGCCGAGAGCUCCUGAUCCAGAAGAAAUUAUUUUAGAGGGUGAAGAGGCACCAGGACCAAAAUUUGAAGGUGAUAAUUCAAAUGGUGAAAAUGAAAAGCAAGAUAAUGAAAAAGCAGAAAAAGAAGAGUAAUUGUGUGAAUCACGUUUUAAGUAUGUUUUUUUUUAAUUUUUUAUUCACAAAUCUUUGUGUUUCACUAAAUAUUUGUUGGAAAAAGAAGAAAGUUUUUAAUACAUUUAUACUGCAUUUAUAUAUUAUAGCUUUUGUGAUUUUAUAGCAGCUGAAAAUUGCAUAAAUUUAAUGUAUUUGAAAUUUUUAAAGAAAACACGUUUUUUCAUGUGCUGGCAUAAAUGUAUAUUCUCAAAGAUCAUUUAUUGCACUACAUCUAAGUGUUUUAGUAUAAAAAAUUAGCAUUUGAGACCAAUUCAAUUUAAGUCAUAAUAUCAUUCAAUUUUUCCUCAUUCAUUCAAAUGUACAUUUCACAUUCACUGAAAUUAUGAUUGGUGUUGUAUAACCGCAAUUUUUCCAUUAAAUUAAAAAUAAUCAUUAUUAAGACUGCAAAAAAUCUAUUUGAUACAAAUAUUCUACAGAAAAUGUAGAACAAGUAGGCUUAUUUUAAAGAAUUAAUCAGUGUCAAAGCAUAGUAUUUGUUUUAUGAAAAAAAUUGAUUUAUGUAAAUUUUCUAAAUCAAACAAAUAUAAUUAAAUUUUAAAUGUAAUUAAGAAGUUACGAAAAAAUUGUUUUUCCUGGCUUAACUAAACGAUUAAAAAUCCGAGGAAAAAUUUUAAAUCCAUGGACAUUGAUCUUUUAGUAUUUUUUCAAAUUUCAAUUGUACUCAAAUGUACAACUCAUAAUAUUUCAUAGGCAAGAAACAAUGUGCUUUCAAUAAAUAAAAUGAAAAUAA
This is a messenger RNA of Trichogramma pretiosum, 3032 nucleotides long. It is a transcript of the gene Rep, whose product is annotated as rab proteins geranylgeranyltransferase component A 1. Bases 467 to 2260 code for a protein of 597 amino acids. Gene Ontology annotation, biological process: protein geranylgeranylation; vesicle-mediated transport; small GTPase-mediated signal transduction. The record is from RefSeq and is a predicted model, not a curated record. NCBI's taxonomy places the organism in Eukaryota, Metazoa, Arthropoda, Insecta, Hymenoptera, Trichogrammatidae. Gene Ontology annotation, cellular component: cytosol; nucleus; cytoplasm. Gene Ontology annotation, molecular function: GDP-dissociation inhibitor activity. The transcript has 11 exons.